UUGCUGCCAAAAGUCGCUUCACGCUCGACUGUUGUUAGGAUGAAAAAGAAGUUUCUUGUUCUUCUGCUUUGUUUGUCUUUUGUUCGCUGUGAAUCACGCAGAGUAACGGAUUAUGGGGAUUACUUAAUACAAGAUUACGUUGAUAUUGAUGCCAGCAUCCCAAGGGCAGAGGAGAACUCAGGUCUGUUUGAAGGUGAUAUUCUCAUCGAUGAGGAUACUGAAAGAUAUCUGACGGGUGGAGAGAUCAUGUCACGUGACGCUGUAGUCACCCCUAUAUUAUAUUGGCCAAGAGGGGUGAUCUAUUACAUGUUUGAUGAAAAAUUAGAGCCUCUCAAGAUCGAUGUCAUCAAACGUGGUAUCCACCAUCUAAAGGAAAGGACAUGCAUCAAAUUUGUUCAAAUUCCGAAGAAUGAAACGUUUCAUAAAAGCUAUGUCAGGUUCUUCAGUGGAAACGGAUGUUAUUCCAGAAUCGGCAAGGACCCCUCUAACGUUGAACAAACGAUUUCUAUCGGUGAUGGAUGCGAGAGGAUCGGAACAGUGGUGCACGAGAUCAUGCAUGCUUUGGGAUUUUUCCAUGAGCACACCAGGCCCGACAGGGACAAGUAUAUCAAAAUUGAUUGGACAAAUAUCCAGGAAGAGCAUUCUCGAAACUUCCAAAAAUACCCUCGAGAUCUUGGAUCUAGCUUUGGUAAACCAUACGACUACGACAGCGUAAUGCAUUACAGUAGGUUCGCCUUCUCCAAGGACUUGGAUGUCCCUACCAUUAUACCUGCAGAUGGAAAGGCUUCAAUUGGUCAGCGACUGGGCCUGAGUUAUUUUGAUAGAGAAGAAAUCAACAAGUUAUACAAGUGCCAUGAGGAUUGCGUUGACAAGAUAAGCCCAUACAGGUGCAUAGGUCUCAGCAUACUGGGUAGCUGUGACAGUCCCAGAUUCCAAGAAAUGAUGAUUGAAUCUUGUCCCAAAACCUGCAAAUUUUGCGGAAAGAGGGACUCGACGAUCACAGACGCGAACAAGGCCCGAUCAGAAUCAAGAAAAACGUCUUAAAAAAGAAUCCGACUGAUAUAUUUUUUUCACCAGAAUUACUUAAUCAUUGAGGAAAGUCUAUAUUUUACUGUUACUUUCGUAAUAAAAGAUCUGCAUGGUUACAAGUGA
This is a messenger RNA of Stylophora pistillata, 1152 nucleotides long. RefSeq names its product astacin-like metalloprotease toxin 1. NCBI's taxonomy places the organism in Eukaryota, Metazoa, Cnidaria, Anthozoa, Scleractinia, Pocilloporidae. Gene Ontology annotation, molecular function: metalloendopeptidase activity; zinc ion binding. The record is from RefSeq and is a predicted model, not a curated record. Gene Ontology annotation, biological process: proteolysis.